AUGCGAUGUUUUAAUUUCCUUCACUUGAAAUUAAGUGAUUCUUAUGAGGAGGAUAUUGUUGAGAUUGGGAGUGAGUCUGAUGAAUCUACUGACUAUGAUACUGAAGAUGAAUCCAAGGAUGACUUCAUUGAUGAUGAUCUUGAAAUGUACCCACCUUCCCCUGUACCCAACAGUGGAGUAAAAAUUGAGGAGAUAUUUGAUGAUGAGAAACCUACCAAUGAGAAUGGUAAGCGAUCAAAGAAGAGGAACAAUCGGUUGAGUGGGUCUGAGGACAAUAAUGACUCUCAACGGCAAAUUGUUGUCAAGUGUGGUACUGCUGUCCCAGUCUUGGAGAGUGAAGAUGAAGAUGGUUUUCCAAUUUCGUCCCCUCGUAUGAGCACAGACACUGCUUUGAAUGCCAAAGCAAAUGCAGAAGAAAUUGAAAAUAAGAGAACAGGUGAGGAAGUCGUGAAAAAGAAGGAAAAAGAUGCUCCUCAUCGUACUAAAAACUUAAAAAGAAAGAUUGAUGCUGUUGGCCAGGAUGAUGAAAAAGCAAGGUGA
Molecule: messenger RNA, 540 nt
Organism: Ilex paraguariensis (yerba mate)
Lineage: Eukaryota; Viridiplantae; Streptophyta; Magnoliopsida; Aquifoliales; Aquifoliaceae
Source: the annotation of a GenBank genome assembly